AUGGUCGGCAUGAACGCUUUCUUAGCGGCGACGAACUUCAUCGCCCUAUCGUCUACAUCGCUAGCCGACAACCGCGCAUGCUACUAUCCUGAUCAAUCCCAAGCUCUCACAGAUGUCCCCUGUGGUAAUGGCACGGAGGUCGCUUGCUGUGGUUCUGGUGAUAUUUGUCUUUCAACCGGUUUCUGUCUUUCCAUCGAACAACAGCCAUACGCUCUGUCUAGAAAAUCAUGCACGGAUAAAAACUGGGGGGUCAAUUGCCCCAACUACUGUCUGCAGGAAUCAAGUUAUAACUUGACUUGGGUUUCCGUUGUUCUAUACUCAUUCCUUGAGAACGUUUCGCAAUAUUGCUGCAACAAUAUCGUCGACUCAGGUGGUUCGGCCGUCUGCUUAAAUAAUUUACCUACCUUCACAAUGCCAAACGCCGAAAUCGUGCCAGACACCAAUCUCCUGGCCGGCUACGCCAAGGACAAUUCUUCUUCUACAGCAACGAAUAACACCGAAUCAUCAUGCAAUGCGACAAUUAGUGCGUCUUCAAUGCCACCACAAAACUCGUCAGCCGCAGCAGAUAGGAACAGCAAUAGUAGCGACCAUGGUGUCGCCAUCGGCGCCGGCGUUGGAAUUCCCCUGGGCCUUAUCGCACUCGCCUCGAUUGGAUGGGCGUUAAGAGAGCGACGAAGAUUCCAUGCCGCUGUAGUUGGUGCAAGGCCUCAGUCAACUCAGGGAUAUAAAAUGGCCGACUCUAACAAUAAUAUCUACAAGGAUAACAAUAAUAGCUCGCACACCCAGCACACGCAACUAGUGAGCUCGCAAUACGGCGGUUAUCCUAAUAAUGGCGGCGCUACAUCGACCAGUACAUACCGUCAGCCACAGUCCAGACUCACGGAGAUGGAAUCUACGGCGCUAGUCGAGCUGGAUAACGCGAGAACAGGCUAGAGAAUGACCAUGAUACUAUUAAUGGUUUCAUGUGGAAAAACGGAAAAGUAAACGAUGGAGACGAUCUACCGUUGUACGGACUCCUUAUAUCUGAUAUUGGGGGGGGGGGUUUAAUUCUUGCCGGUGGGUAUUUCCAGGUAAAUGGUAAUUCCAGCAUGCAAACAAUAUUUUAUAUGUACACAGCUAUUUUAUUGGUUAACUAGGGGAAUAUAAUAAUAUCCAUAUACUAGUCGCUAUACUGUACAAGAUAUAU
Messenger RNA from Talaromyces proteolyticus, 1186 nucleotides. RefSeq lists its product as uncharacterized. The transcript has 2 exons. Bases 1 to 933 code for a protein of 310 amino acids. The record is from RefSeq and is a predicted model, not a curated record. Lineage: Eukaryota; Fungi; Ascomycota; Eurotiomycetes; Eurotiales; Trichocomaceae.